CGCGCACACUAUUCGAGACAUUCUUCUUGUCUCGUUCUCGCGUUUAUAACAUUCGAGACUGAGGCACGCAGCGAGAGCUCAAAAAACAAGGCUUCGUUGGUGUAUAUAAGCACGCUAGGAAACGGGCCGAAAUAUACCACCGGUAAAAACACCUUAAAUAAGCGAAAAUAAUCUUGGAGCACGAAGCGACAUAAAUUCUCACGUUAACUCGUCAUUGGAAUAAUCCUUUUAUUAAUAACUCGGACAAAACAAUGUGAAAUGAGAAAUAAAAGAACGGGAAGAGAUAAAAAUUGACGAAAAAAUGUGCAAGCUAAAAUAUCCACGAUGCUAAAUCGUCCCCUUAAUUUUGGUGUGAAAACUACGCGAUCUGUGUCGCGAGGCUAAAACUUUAACUCUCGUUAACUCGUUGAUUUCUUCGUUUUCUUUCCUCGCCAUUUCAUCCCCUCUUUUGAACUUAGCCCAACGAUGACGUUGAAAGUAGCGAAAAAUCCGGUAGGAGUGAAUCGAAGAAUAAACGUAAAGAAAUAAAUAGCAUAAAGAAUGUUUCAUUGACUCGGGAAUCAUCGUAGCCGAUAUGAAUCGAGUGCGAGAGGGUCGGUGAUCGCGCAAGUGUGGGCGUGUAAUUUUCUCGACGAUCGCGCGGUCCGAGGAGUUGCUCCUUCAUAAACAAAUAUAUAAACUAUCGUGAAAUCGUUGGCGGGCGUUUGGCUUGCGGUGAGAGUGAAAAGUUGAUGAAUUUCAAAUGACUCCCUACCGGACUCGUGUUACCAAAGUUUCGUAUCGGUGUUUCGCCGAGGGAUUGAACGCAUGAAGAAAAGUUUAAUACAGGGGGAGGAAAGAAAAAACAAAACGAAGCCAAACGAAUAGAGAGCAUGACCGAGACCUGAAACAUCGGCUCAAUGAUGAACGAAAUUCCGGAGGAGGCACCCGAAGGCUGAGGGAGAAUCGUCGCUAAAACCUUUUGAAGAGAUGCGGCUAGGUACCUCGGGAUUUGGCGUAAUCGCCUUAGUCUCCUUACUGGUGGCAGCUACUCCAGGAAGGAACGAGAGCGUUUCGAAGGAGCCUCCGGAAGGUGGAAUUUCGUGGCCUGUCUCAGUGGUCAGGGUGAGCAGAAGUAAGAACGAGGAAACGCGUAGGAGGUUCGUUAAGAUCAAGAGCGAUAGGAAAGACAGCUCGUCGAGGGGCGAGACAUCGAGUAGUAUUCCUCUUUGGGCAUUUUCCCAUCCUCCGAUAGCUCGAGCAAAGGAGGAUCGUCGAAGUAGGGACGAAAGAGGAACGGAAGUUUCGAGAUUUGGGGAGCAUUUGAUCUCGUCGUCCGAAGAGCCGAGGAGGCCAGCGGUCAAUUUGAAGAGAUCAUUGAAGUAUCCAUCGAAUAAUUGGUCCGAGGGUAAUGCAUCGGGAAGUUUCGGGGACGAAGAAUCACGGUACAAAGUGAGAUCGAAUACGAAUGUCGUUACUGUCGCUUCCUCGUCGCGGAAGUUUCGUGAAAAAUUUCUCGUCACUGUGGCUUCUCCCGGCUCGAGUUUCACGAGGGUCGCUCCAACGCCUCGAUCCUUCACUGCUCAUCGUUCUCAUGCUUCUCCCCGUGCCCGUGAUGGUGGCCGUCAUCGACGUCGCAAACGUGAAACUAUCGGAGAAGAUGAAGAAACGAAAUCCCUGGGUAGACACGACGAUAAGGAAUCAAGGAGAGAGGAAAAGCAGUUGACGAUCGAGAGAAUCACGAACGAGGAAAGAUCGAGCACCGUUGAGUCAGCGAUAACAAUGAGCCACGGAAUAACGACGGUGACAUCUACAACGAAUAAAAGCGUCUCUGCUAACGGAAGCUUCGCGGAUGCGAGUUUUCGGAGAGCAACGGAGCGUUACGAGUCACAGAUAAUGAGAAAUAUUCCUGAGCCCGUGAGCAGCAACUAUUCGAAUGGUAAUUCGACGAAGCGGUAUCACAAUGAGAAUACGAGCGAGCUCAUUUUCAAUUCAGCACCAAGAACAAUAUCACGGAAACGGGGAAACUCGGACGCUGCGGAUAAUCCAUUUAUGGCUAAUUACUCGCCGUUGAAACACUCCAAAGUACUGAUGAUCGAUGUCACCGAGAAUCCUCCAAUCGGUCGGGCCAACGACCGCGAAGACGGGGACGUAAAACGCUUCGCCUCGGGCGAUUCGAGGACUGACAAGCUGACGAAUUAUGUGGCAAAGGGGAACUUAUCGAGAGAUCGAAAUCCAAGCGGCUCCGAGCACCACGAGGAGAACCGAGUCGGUGAUUUAGGUUUGUUAAAGGGAGUCGGCGGGGUAUCAACGCCUGGAACUUUGAUCGAGCUCACCCUUCGGAAACACGAGACUCCAGUGGAGCCCGACAUCUUCACCGAAGAAACGGCCCCGCGAACAAGGCAAAUCACUCACCAAUCCUUACCGGAAGUUCCGAUUGUCGGAGCGGAUACUUUGGAGCGUGGAGCAAACGUCCGUGAUGGCAAUCCCAUCGACAACGGUAUCGCCUCGCUGGAUAAUCACAAAGCCAUUCGCGUUCGAUCGUCCCACGGAGCGAGUCACCAAAAUGAGAAACAAGCUGAAAGCGGCUCGGGUGCUUCCUCCUUCGAUCAUUUCCCUCGCAAAGACGAACUUCUUCAAGACGAAGAAACUUCUCGUUUCAACGACAAAAUUCAAACUUCCCAGCUCGGGGUUAAUCAAAUAAGUUUCGGUAAAUCGAGUUAUCCGAGCACGAAAAACGCCUCGAAACCACUCAUCAAUUUUUUGGACGGCAAAUCAAACAAAACAUUUUACGAGAUCAAACCUUCCGUCAUCACGGACAUGGACCGACCCGAUGAACUCGACUUUCCAACCACCACCAGACAGAGCUUCGACAGGUUUUUGUUGUCGAGUGUGCCCAGCGUUUUUGGUAAAUUUGGACCCUACUUUUUGGACAAGGAAGACGGAAAAAACGUGACGAAGAGGAUCGGCAGCACCGUUCAGCUCGACUGUCGAAUCGGAUUUCUCGGUAAUCGAACGGUCACCUGGCUCCGUCACUACAUCGACUCCUUUCGACUACUCACCGUCAAUCAAGCUUCUUACAGCGUCGAUCGAAGAAUAAGCCUCAAAUUUACAUAUCCGGACAAUUGGAGAUUGCAGAUCACCUACGCCUCCAUGAGGGACUCGGGCCUCUACAAGUGUCAGGUCGAGAUCGACCCGAACAAAUCGCUGGUGAAGAAGUACAACGUUAUAAUAACUGCCCCGAUUCUGACGAUAACCGAUGACUCCGGACGCCCAGUUUCCGGCGAAAGACACCUCAAAGCUGGCAGCACUUUAAAACUCCGAUGCGAAGCGAGAGACGUUAUGCAAGGACUGAACGAGUCCGUGCUCUGGAUGAGGGGCGACGAGACUCUCACCGACGACGUCAGUGAAAACAGAACGACAGAAAUGGUUAACGAGAAAGAGGUCAACGUUGUAAUCAGCACUCUUUUCGUUGACAAGGCGAUUCCCAGGCACGCAGGGAAUUACAGUUGUGUCGUGCCGGACAAGGCCAAAACAACUAUAGCCGUGCACGUGCUCAACGGCGAAUUGCCAGCUGCUGUCCAACACGGGAGCGGCGUUUCUACCGCUGUCCUCAAUAUUUGGCUGGUUCAUCUAACUGCGAGUUACGGAUUCUUCAGAUGACGUUUCUAAGAUAACCACGGAGAUAAUGGAAUGAUUGAAUAUCGAGCCCUUGCCAGCUGCGUCGGUCUCCAACGAUGCUGAAAUUUAGUGCUGCGGGAUUAAAGAUAAAAAAUGUUGAAAAAGAGAACGUGGAUUUUUCGUGUUUCUCAAAUGUCAUGGGAUCAAUCGAAUGGACCCGAAUAAGUUUAUCGUCGAUUUACAACGCAACGAAAGAGAGAGAGAGAGACCCGGUGCGACAAAACAAGGCAUGAAAUAACGAACAAACAAGCGAAAAAGUGCAGUCGCGUAUGAUGAGAAAAAAAUGUCCUCGCCUUUUUGUCCUCGCCAUCCGUUUUUCCGAAUGGCAACGCCACCGAGAUCGCUAUCGAAAUAUACGUCGAGUUGGAUUUCCGAGCACGACGAAUUUAUUGCCCCCCGUAACAUGCCUCCACGUAUAUUUGUAUAUACGCGGACGCCGGGAAUAAUUUACACGUGGAAGUGAAGCGUUCGUUCUUCUUUCCCUGCGACGUGAGAAGGGUCGCGACUUGGCCAAUGCGCGGAGAGAACACGAUCUCGAAAAACGGAAAGCUCUUUUGUAUUCCUGCGUAUUUCUUCGUAUCUGCUUCAACCCCGAGUUGUGUGUUCCUGUAACUCGAUUUUUUUCCAUCGGCGCAGCGAUCCUGCCUGCAGAACUCUUUGCGGGCUCGAAAUAACAGCAUUGAAAUCUGAAACGGCUCGCGGUCGAAAUAAAAUAAAAAACUGGGCUCGCCGGAGGGGAAAAUAGAAAGCGGAAACUUUCUCGGAAACAUCGACGAGCCUCAAAAUCUUCGAGCAAAAAUUCCUUCUCCUUCGUCAUUUUUUCAAAACCCUUUUUUUCCAGUAUCCCCCACGUUUAUUCGUCAAGUAAAAUAAUGAAGUCUGCAAAUGAGGAGAGCGGCGCGCGGAAAGCAGAAAAUUUAUUUGCCGAGUGCGGGAAGUGCGUGCGAUAAAGCAAACGCGAUACCGCACCGUUUAUGAGCGAGUGAAAUUCCGUAUUCAGCCGAGCGCUGCGCGCGUGUCUCUCUCCAAAUGAGAAAAGUUUACACAACAUAAUGGAAACGCAGACGAUACGUCUGCAGCUACAUUCUCGUGUGGUCGAAUGGACCGCCUCCGAUCUAAUUAGGACGGUAUACGUUCGCGUAUACUAAUGAGACGGAUAGGACGAGAGGGCCAUUUUGGAUUCCGUACGAUCGUCCUAACCACAACGUUGAUAUAUAUAUCCAAAGCCAAAUAUCUGUAUAUACGUAGAUAUGAAUUGUUGUAUGCAGUGGAUUCAAUUGAAAUCGAUGAAAAAUCAAAACAAAAAAACAUAAUAUCCCAUCAAACUAUAAUUCGAAUUGACGAUUACUAAUUUUGGCCAAUGAAUUCUGGUUCAGUAAUUAAUACACGAAUGAUACGAAGGACGACGAAAAAGAGCCAGCGCUCCGAGGUGCUAAGAGUGAACGUGCGACGAAGCAGAACCAAAAAAAGGUAAUAAAAGAGAAGAGAAAAAGAAAAUAUUUGAGGAGACGUCUUACGAAAAUAAGCGAUUUGUAUCUCAUUGUUAACGACGAAUAGGGAGAGAGAGAAAAGCAAUGAAUUUAUUCAUUCCCCAACAGUUGUACGAAAAUCUAUUAUACAUUAUAUAUAACGUUAAAAUACGAUUAAAAAAUGUACAUAUAUAAAUAUAUAGUUAUAAUGUAGAAAUAGGAUCGACGAGGAGGAAGAUAACGAACAUGCCAAAGAAAUCGAGGCGAAUCGACACACGAAUUUCUUGUGCUAAGUACGUACGUUUCGGAUUAAAUGGAAAUAAAAAUAUGUCCUCUCUCUCCCUCUCUCUCUUGUCUCUCUUCGCCUCUCGUGUCGCGGCGUUCUCAACGAAUUUAAUCUGAGUAUAUUUAUAACGAAUAUAAAUAAAGGCUCGGGAAUUGAGAGAUAUUUAAGAAUUUUUGGUCACGAUCCAAACUAAAGAUUUCGACGGAAGCAAUUUGUUUUAAUGAUAUCACUGAAAAUUCAAUCUCUCUGUGUCUUUUUGCCCUUCGUGUACUCUUAUCUCCAAAUUGAAAUAUUAAAAUCGCCGGGGGAUCCGAGAUGAGAUUGAAAACGGAGGAGGAAACACUUGCAAGUACGAGAAUGAGGUAAUAUGAUCGGGAUUUAAGGAGGAGAAAAAAACGUAUCAUGCGAGCAAAUGAAAUAAUAAAACAAUGUAUAUAAUAUAGCGUAUUAAUUAAUAUACACAAAUGAAUAUACGCAAUGAAAAAUGUUUUAUCUAUAAAUAAAUAAAUAAAUAUACUUUAAGUAACGAUCGUUCGUGAUAUGAUAUAUUUUUAUAUGUAAAUACGAAUGAGUUCCUUCUUGUUAUCUUGAUAAAAUACGUUAUUUAUAAAUAUUGUAAACUCUCAAAAUUCGUAUAGUCCAAUUAUUCAUGAAAUCUUUAUCGCGCUACAUCAAAUUCUUCCAAUUCAGGAUUUUUCUAUAAAACGUCAUUUUUCAUUGUACUGGACACACAGGAUUCUCCCCCCCCUCUCUCUCUCUCUCUCUCUCUCUCUCUCUCUCUCGAUACGGAGCCCACAACAUGUUUUUAAGCACAUGUAAUACAACUGUAGCUCGCUUUGCUAGUUAUUUUAUUAUUUCUUUAUGUUUUUUUUUUAUUUUGUUUUUAAGUUAGUUUUUAUUUAUACACAUAUUGUAUUGCUCAGUAGCCAAGCUCAGGUUUAUUGUAACUGAGCUGAGUUAUUUUUCUGCUUAAAAUGCCUAACAGGUUAUUAAGGCAAGUGAAAUAUCGUCAUCAUCAUCUCUCUCAUUAGAAUACUCCAAACUGUGUUCUCUACGUUCGCUCUUAGUUUUAUUUUAGAUUAUUUUAUUUAUGUCUUUUAGACUGUAUAAUGCUUCUCUAUGUUCAGUAUCUGCGCUCCAUCUUUAUUAUUGUUAAUAUUUUAUUUUUAUUUUAGUUUAAUUUCUUUUUAUUUUUUAAAUAUUUUAGAAAAUGCUACUUUACUAUCUUUUUGGCUUGCGCCUUUUAGCGUGCUUGGGCGGAAAUAUGUAUACAAUCAAUCAAUCUCCCGCUGGCAGGGUUUUUCGUUGGAUUUUUUCGUCAGUGAUUUGAAAAAUAGCGCUGGCUUUUGAAAAUUUUUUUCAGUACAUUAAUUACUGGAAUUACGUUUUAAUUGUCCGUUGAGCUCGUGUCUGGUGGAAAAAAAGUUGGUGAAAAUGCGACAACACCCUCGUUCGACAUUGAUAAUUGGGAGCGAAAUGCGCAAAGCCGAUCAUUCUAGGGUAAGGAUAAAUUUUUGGAAAAAGGUACAAUUAAAUUCCGCCCCGAGGGAGGGCUCGUUGCCUUUUGUCAAAAUUGAUUGAAUUUUCUCACGAUAGAUUGAGUUUAUUCGCGCGAACGAAAUGACUUUUCAACAACAUUUCGUAUUCUAUGAACCCAGCCUUUUUUCCGGCUUUUCUCUCUAUCGAUCUAACGAUUAUUCCAGUCUUUAUGGGCUCUCGCGUAACGCGCCUUCCGUCAUCUCGUAUAAGGCGAACGCGAAUACAAAGAAUUUAUCAGAUUUUGAAACUCUGACGGGGGAAAAGCAAUCCUCGGGACGAAAUAAUACGUCGACGAUAAAAAAAAAGCCUUUCGAAACCCGUAGAAACUGCGGGAGCGGAUAAAAGUUUGAGAGUGAAAGAAACGCAGAGAGAGAGAGGACGAGAGAGGCCACUGCACCAUAAAGUAAAACGUGUACCAUUUUUUCUAUUAUGUAGCAACGGAAACAACGAGUCGAUAAAAAAAAAGGACUCGUAUCCAUCGCUUCUGCGAAGAAAAACUACGAGAGAGAGCGAGAGGCUGUUGCAGCGAGAAGAAAAAAGCGGAGAAUCGUUCUCGGGCGUUUCUUUUUUUUCGUUUUCACAGUCAACGAAUGCGUGCUUUUUUGAAUUACUCGCUUAUUCAUGGUUCACUUUCGCCUUUCAAUGGAACGUCCACACACGCCGGGCGCACUUCCAAAUCCGUAGCAACAGACCGGCCUUGUUUUUUGUACUGGAAAGAAAACAACCCCCUCGAAAAUUGGGCGAGCUCCCGCUCACUUUUUACCAUUUCUUCCUCCUUUUUUUGCUGGCCCUGCGUUAUCUCUAUCCGUGCAACGGAAUCGCAUUUUGACGUGACAGUUGACAAGGAUUUCAGGCUCAAAAUUACACAUACACGCGAAAAAGUGAAUAAACAAAUAUACAUACGAAUAUAUGAUGUAAGCAGUACGGUAAACGUAUCGAAAGCGGCGUAUUAAUCGAAUGCGAUACUUCACCGUGUGUUAAAUCACGCCCCACUCAUUGUAAAUCAUAAUUGAUAAAUAUAUUUGAAAAAAUAUGUGAAAA
This is a messenger RNA of Venturia canescens, 7995 nucleotides long. RefSeq lists its product as uncharacterized. The record is from RefSeq and is a predicted model, not a curated record. Gene Ontology annotation, biological process: synapse organization. Gene Ontology annotation, cellular component: neuron projection membrane. The transcript is spliced from 9 exons. Bases 970 to 3642 code for a protein of 890 amino acids. Lineage: Eukaryota; Metazoa; Arthropoda; Insecta; Hymenoptera; Ichneumonidae.